Messenger RNA from Carcharodon carcharias (great white shark), 3417 nucleotides. It is a transcript of the gene mylk3, whose product is annotated as myosin light chain kinase 3. Gene Ontology annotation, molecular function: ATP binding; protein serine/threonine kinase activity. The record is from RefSeq and is a predicted model, not a curated record. Lineage: Eukaryota; Metazoa; Chordata; Chondrichthyes; Lamniformes; Lamnidae. Gene Ontology annotation, cellular component: nucleus; cytoplasm. The coding region runs from base 254 to 2944 and encodes 896 amino acids. The transcript has 13 exons. Gene Ontology annotation, biological process: protein phosphorylation; positive regulation of apoptotic process; intracellular signal transduction.
UAGUUAAAAAUCUCUGGGAGACAACAGUGACAGGACAGUGUGGAGCUUAGAUAGAAUGACAAAAUUAAAGCAGAUACACAGUGCUCUCUGAUAUUAUAGUCACGCAAAGAGAUUCUUCAACAAAAUAAACCUGGAUGAAUGGAAUGGACUUCUUUAUUUGAGAAACUGUUCAAGGGGGAGGAGGCGAUAUCAUAAGCUCUGAGCAAAUUUAUUUUGAACAGCUAUUUUAUUUCAUGUUCAAGUUUGAAAAAAAAUGAGUAACCCAGUUUCCCUGGCGACUUGUUUGGCUAGAAUGUACGAAGGAGGUAGUCUUGAAUCUCAGAAUAAAAGUGGGCCUGUUGGCCAAGUGAAGAAGUCGUCUGGUGCAAAUCAAAGCAGUGUUGCCAAUAACCUAAGUACAAUGGACAGCAAACUCAACCUUCUUAAUGAAAAAGUCGAUCGCAUCGUAAACCUUCAAGGAGAAGUGCUUAAGAAAUUGGAUGACAUGUCUCAAGGAAUGGGUGAUUUAGAAAAGAAUAUUGAAACACUGAAAAUGUUAAAAGACACCAGUGGAGUGGUGGAUCAGAAGAAAAGUGAUGUGAAAUACUCGCAAAAUACUGACUGCCUCAGUCACCCUGAGAUGAAGCCUUUAUUCAUGGAACUAUUCAAACUGAUGACAUCUGUACAUCAAGACACAGCCAAACAAAAAGAGAAAUUAGAUGGCAUAGAAAAAAAAGUGUCAGCUGUGGAUAAAGUCACACGCUUUGUGGGUGAAACCUUCAAAAAUUCCCACAUAGUACAGUUUAUUCUUAAAGGAAUUGUGCCUUGGAAAAAGGGAAACCUAAUAGAAUCUCCAGAGGCAAAUAAUAAAGCUGAAGAGAAAGGUACCAAACCAAAGCAUGGACUUAGCAACAGAGGGGUCCAAGUACAAAUAAACAAAGAAGUAUUUGAAGAAGGCAAUGACUGUGAAGACACCCAAACCUAUGGAAAUGUCCAGAAAGAUAAAGAAGAGCACAGAAAGGCUGGCAGCAUCAUUCUAAUUGAACCACAGGCAAUAUUUCAUUCUGAAAGAGGAACCUCACUGCAUCAGCCCCCAGAGACAGCUGACAAACACAAGGACCCCCGGGGGGCUUCAGCGAUGACAAAUAAAUCUGGUGGUGCCAGCAAAAAAGAGAUCUCUGCUGUAACAAGAAGGGUGAAAGAAGUUGCACAGGAAAAUAAGGAAUACACACAAAGUCAAAACUCGACAGAAGACAAUCUGAAAGAAAUGACUAAAACUAGCACAGACAAUGAGGCAUAUAAAGCACAAGGAGUUGAAAGAAGUCAGGGAAAAGAGACUGACAAGAUAAAACUCACUGUCACGACUGGAGCCCCUGAGGUCAGCCUGGCUGCAACUCAAUCAAAGCUUGGUGGAAAUUCCACAUUACUUCUUGAGAGGGAUGUUGAAACAAUACAGGGAAUGCCAUUCAGUUCUACAGAAAAGGCUAAACCAGAGAUAACAGCCACCAAGGAGCCUGUGCCUGCAACAUGUGAAGGGCCGAAAGAGCCCUAUAAAAAGAACAAAGCACAGCAAAAGCCCAAAGACGAUACAAGAGCUACUGUAUUGCAGAAAACAGCAAAGGAAAAGGAGUCCAACACAGCACUAGAUGAAAGAGUCAGCAAAUUAUCCAAACCAUCUAUCACGCACGAGAAAACUUUAGAAAACAUCAAAACCCAAACAGGCCAGAAAAGUGAGAAAAAUGCUCAGAGCUGUCAAAAUAAAGUAGAAAACAAGUGCAAAUCAGACAUAGGCAGUGAAUCAAAGGAUUCAAAAGAACCUCAGAAAGCAAGCAAAGAACCUGAGAAAAUCACAGAAGUGAGUGAUUUGGCGAAGAGGGAAACAGAUUCUACAGAAAUAACAAACAAGGCACAAGAAAACAAGGAACCUGCUGAGAAGUUAGAGGAUCACAACAUCAUUGUUGAUGAUUGCCCAUCACCUCCAGCCCCCUUCAGUCAUCGCAUAGUGACCACGAAGCAAAUUCUUGUAACCUCCUCAUACACAGUUCAUUACACUGAAGUGCUGGGAGGGGGUCGGUUUGGCCAAGUCCUUAAAUGUGCAGAAAAAUCAACGGGCCUCGAACUUGCUGCCAAAAUAAUUAAAGUAAAAGGACCAAAGGACAGGGAGGAAGUAAGAAAUGAAAUAACGGUCAUGAAUCAGUUAAGUCAUGCCAACCUGAUCCAGCUUUAUGAUGCUUUUGAAGCCAAGAAUAAUGUCACCUUGAUUAUGGAAUAUGUUGGAGGUGGAGAGUUGUUUGACAGAAUCAUUGAUGAAAACUAUAAUCUGACAGAACUGGAUACGAUCAUUUUUGUCAAGCAGAUCUGCGAAGGUGUUCAAUACUUACAUCAACAUUAUGUCCUUCACUUAGAUCUUAAGCCAGAAAAUAUUUUGUGUGUGAACAACACAGGAAAUCAGAUCAAAAUUAUUGACUUUGGUCUGGCUAGAAGAUAUAAGCCAAGAGAGAAACUGAAAGUUAAUUUUGGUACCCCAGAGUUCCUUGCUCCAGAAGUGGUGAAUUAUGAUUAUGUUUCAUUCCCCACAGACAUGUGGAGUGUGGGCGUCAUCACCUAUAUGCUGGUGAGUGGCCUGUCCCCUUUCCUGGGCGAUCAUGACACUGAAACCAUGAACAAUGUUAUCAAUGCAAACUGGGACUUUGAUGCAGAAGGAUUUGAAAAUGUGUCUGAAGAAGCAAAAGAAUUUGUUUCGAACCUCCUUGUGAAAGAGAAGGGUAGCAGAUUCAGUGCAGCACAGUGUCUGAAACACAGCUGGCUUAACAAUUUACCAGAAAAAGCAAAGAAGUGUAGGGUUCGACUCAAAUCUCAAGUGAUGCUGCGGAAGUACAUUGCACAGCGCUUAUGGAAGAAAAAUUAUUAUGCAGUUGCUGCUGUGAACAGGCUCAGGAAGCUCAACAAGCAAGAUUAUGCUUAGCCUAUGACUGAGACCCAAAUACAGAAGAAAUUGAGUCAACUGAUAAUUGAAAAAUAAGCACAUUAUCAUUAGAGGAGCGGAGGGUCAAUGAAUUUACUGUUGCCUGCAUCCAGAUGCUGCACUUUAAACAUCUGAUACUGUUCUUAAUAUUACAGCCAAAGUGAUUGACAAAAGUAACAAAUGUUACCCAUAAACUGCAGAAACGUGGCACGAGUUUUCCCAUUUAGAGACUUAGCAACAGUAUCUUGGCCACUCUAAUGAAAAACAAUUUCUUUAAUUUCUACACAAAGUUAUAUUAGUGGAUUCCAAAAAUGAAAAUUUAACUGAAAAAUAUACAUAUUUGACAUGUUGACAAAAUGUGAAUCUGAUAAGAUUGUGUUCCAAAAAGCAUGCCGUAACAUCCGACUAGCGUCGGAAGAUGCUGGCCCACUGGAAUUAGAAGAAAUAAAUGCAUACUUACCUGGUUUUGAAAA